Gongylonema pulchrum is the source of this 1365-nucleotide messenger RNA. Lineage: Eukaryota; Metazoa; Nematoda; Chromadorea; Rhabditida; Gongylonematidae. The record is from the annotation of a GenBank genome assembly.
AUGAAGCGCCUUGGAAUGAAUACUUACAUUUAUGCGCCAAAGGAUGAUCUGAAGCACCGAGCUGAAUGGAGAAAGCUUUAUAAUUCCGAGGAAACCGAACUGUUGCAAUCGUUAAUCCAGACGGCCAAAGCCGAGAACAUCACAUUUGUUUAUGCGCUUUCGCCUGGCAUCGAUAUUGUAUAUUCAAGUGAAAAAGAAAUUAAAGCACUUCAUGAUAAAUCUGAACAGGUACGCUGUUUAGGAUGUGAUGCUUUCGCAUUGCUUUUCGAUGAUAUCGAUGCUGUGCUGAACGAUGCUGACAAGAAGCAGUUCUCGUCGAUUGUAAUGGCGCAGCUGACGGUUGCCAAUAACUUGUAUGAAUCACUGAAAUGUCGUCAUUUCUUCUUCUGUCCCACUGGACCACGAGUAGUGUCACGUGAUAUUACAGUUGAUCAUGUUCGACGUGUCGCCGCGGUUCUUCAGAGAAAGCCAGUGAUUUGGGAUAACUUACAUGCAAAUGACUAUGAUCCAAAGCGAGUUUUUUUGGGUCCAUUUGCAGGAAGAUCAGUUCAGCUGAAGGAGGAGAUCUCUGGAAUGUUGCUGAAUCCGAAUUGUCGCUAUGAGGCAAAUUUUUUACCAUUUUAUACAUUGGCUGAAUGGAAUAGUUGCCACGCUGACGCUGAAAUAAAGGAAGAAGAGGAAUCAGAUGCAAUAUUGGAGGCCGGUGAUAUAGUUCCUGUUGCAGUGCGUAUUGUUGAGAAUGCUUCACCGAAACGCCUCUAUCAUCCGUUGAAAGCGCUGGAUGAAGGAAUAAAAAAGUGGAUUGACUAUCUAAACGCUGUACCACCAUUGAUGUGUCCUUACUUAAGUGCUGUACCUGUUUGCAGUGGAGGAGAAAACGAAGAUGAGGAGCAGAAGCCCUCAACAAGCGGGUUUCCUAAUAGUUUAAUGGCGCAAACAGUGAACUCAAUGAGUGCCGAAUAUAGUGAACCAAUGGAUUUGGUACCCGUCUGCAAGGAUGAUAUUUCGGAACGAAGCAAAUGCAGUACCCAGGAGAUGGCUGAAAUUUCUUCGGAUGUCAGCAUGGAUAGCAGCAGUCAUUCUGACCCAGAUACGAGCAAAGUUGAUACGGAACAAAUUGCCGCAUUUGUGGAUAUGUUCUAUUUACCAUUUGAGCAUGGCCGUCGUGGCAUUCACAUAUUACAAGAAUUCUCAUGGCUUCACGAGAAUUCUUAUGUCAUGAAGCGAAGCAUCAAUGGUGAUAGCGAGAUGGAUCAGCAGGUACUUUUCUGUUACAUUUUAAAGCGAUUCGUGGAACGCUGGUCCGGAAGAGAAAGUUACUCUUGCUGUUUCAGCCCUUUUGACAAAGCGGAUCGAGUCUUUUAG